Molecule: messenger RNA, 1833 nt
Organism: Cimex lectularius (bed bug)
Lineage: Eukaryota; Metazoa; Arthropoda; Insecta; Hemiptera; Cimicidae
Gene: ArfGAP3
Product: ADP-ribosylation factor GTPase-activating protein 2
Exons: 11
Coding region: 152-1753 (533 amino acids)
Biological process (GO): COPI coating of Golgi vesicle
Molecular function (GO): GTPase activator activity
Source: RefSeq, a predicted model, not a curated record
UCUGUGCGGCCCUGUGCGAGUUGUCACAAUUUUAACCUCCUUCUUAGCGAUAACGGGCUCGAUUGCAAUUGCACUGUUACCAUAUUGUCGAUCCUGAUCGUAAUUUAGGCAAAAGUUUCCUUUUUUCGUAUAUUUUUCGAAAUUGCCCGUUAUGGCCGGUGGAGGACCUACGGAGAAAGACAUAGAGAAUCUUUUCAAAAGGUUGAGAUCGAUCCCAGCGAACAAGUUUUGCUUCGACUGCGCUGCCAAAAAUCCGACCUGGGCGAGCGUCACCUACGGGGUUUUUAUAUGCAUCGACUGUUCCGCCGUUCACAGGGGUCUCGGAGUUCAUCUUACUUUCGUCCGGUCGACCCUCUUCGACACCAACUGGACAUGGAUACAGCUUCACAAAAUGCAACUCGGAGGAAAUAGCAAUGCUAAACACUUCUUUGCUCAGCAUGACUGUACCACUAAAGAUUUUCAAACGAAGUACAAUUCACGAACUGCUCAUUUAUAUAAAGAAAAAUUAGAGAAUGCCGCCAGCCAUGCUAUUGCUACUCAUGGGAAUACGUUAAACUUAGAGCCUGAACCGCAGGAAGAAGAGAAAGAAAAAGAAUUGGAUUUCUUCGACGAACAUACAGGGACUGUUGAUGUGCUUGAGGAUCAAUGUACUAAUGCCACAAUGAAUAAACCAGUUAAAACUGCAGGCAAGCCCGCCGAAGAAACUAUUACAAAAACACCUGAUAUUUCUCUGAGUGUUUCCGAAGAUGACAAGCCGAGAAAGCCGACAAUCGGAGGCAGAAUCCACCAGACAAAGCGAACCGGUCUAGCAGCCAAGAAAAUGAUGGGUGGUUUGGGCGCACAGAAGGUGAACGUGAACUUUGCCGAUAUCGAGAAAGAGGCCGAAUUAGCUGAAAAGUUGAGAGUACAAACAUUUGAAGAUGUCAAACAAGAUGAUGUAACAGAAAAAGAAAAAGAAGAACAGUUCAACUUCAUGAGACUAGCUUAUGAAGAUCUCAGUAUGAAACAAAAGAAAGAAGAAGAGAAAAUAAGAGCCGUCGAUCCCAAAAAGGCUAAACAAAUGGAGAGGCUUGGCAUGGGUUUUGGGGCAAGAAGCGGUGUUUCUCAUUCAGCGUUGAGUGAUAUGAAAACCAUUCAGCAAGAAAAUCUACAAAAAUCAAGAAAGACAGAGAGCUUUUUUGACGAUUUUAAUUUCUCAUCUAACCAAAAUUCAUCUUAUAUGUUUAAGACAUCAUCGGACUCGCAGAAUCUGUUUUCAGACUCUAAAGACACGAGUGAUCUGUUUGGAAAGAGUAAAAGCAAUGAUCAGUUUGAAACGAAAAUGCCAAUACAGAACAAGUUAUUUGAUAAAAUUCACAACAAAUCCUAUGAAAAGUCGUUUGGCGAUUUCACUUCAGAAAAACCCUUAAAGAUAACAAGAUCGUCUUCGGCUGGAUUGAGCGAGGCGCAGAAGAAAUUCGGUACCGCUAAAUCAAUUUCAUCGGAUCAGUAUUUUUCGGACAAAUCCGAUACUCAGUGGGAAAGGAAUAGCAACUUGUCCAGAUUUGAAGGGUCGACUAGUAUCUCUUCUGCUGACUACUUUGGAAGAAACGAGUGCAAUAACAGAUCAUCUGGUCUGGCGAGUCAGAUACAAACUCCAGAUUUGGACGAUGUCAGGGAAAGUGUCAGACAAGGCGUUACAAAGGUUGCUGGAAAGCUCAGCUCCCUCGCUAACGGUGUUAUGUCUUCCAUCCAGGAAAAAUACGGAUUAUGACCAGCAAAAUGCCAAUCUAUCUUUUAUUACUACUAAAUAAAAUAAUUCAUUAAUAAUAAAAGGAAAAGAUGUAAUACUAA